AAGGCAAAGAUGAGUAAUUAGUCUUUCAUUUCUACACUCCACAGUUAACUUUCCCCCAAACUGCGCGAAGGUCAGUAAGUCGGGAGUGGCCGUUGUAGUGGACCGUCUCUCACUCUCAACUUUCACCUAUGACUCGAUCUAAGAAGAAGGCCAACCGCAAUGAUCGCAUUGAUCGAAUUAGUGACUUACCAAGCAAUGUCAUUGAUGCUAUCCUAGAACACUUGAACAUAGUAGACCUAGUUAAGACCAGUAUUCUGUCUAGAAAGUGGAGGUAUAUGUGGAUGUCAGUCCAACAACUUGUGUUUAAAAGAGACUUUUUUAUCAUGUUCGAGCAUCUUGAUGAUCCUGGCCCUGAGGCUUCUAGAAUCAUCUCAAAAAUUCUUUUACUCCAUAAUGGACCUAUAUAUAAGUUUACUCUUUUCCUCCCUCGCACCUUAAACUUCACGAUCAGAACUGAAUGCAUCAGUAAGUGGAUUCUGUUUUUGUCAACAAGGGGCAUUAAAUAUCUUGAGCUUCAGAACGAUGUAAUACUUUCUACUGAAAUGCUGCCAUCUCAUAUUUUCUCUUGUCAAGAAUUGCGUCACUUUCGACUUUGCAGAUUUAGCUUGACAGUUCCACCUAAUUUCUGUGGCUUUAAAAGUUUGUUGGACCUUAACUUUCAACAGAUUAUACUUAGGUGCGGUACACUUGAGAGUCUUAUUUCUGGCUGCCCAUCACUUGAAAAGCUCAGUAUAGAAUUGGUUCAAGAUAUGAAGCCAAUUUGUCUCGAGAAAGUGAAGAAUCUGAUUGAUCUUACACUCACGAUUAGCCGGGAGUGUUCAUCUGGUUUGAUCAAAAGUUUGCCAAAAAUUCAGAGGCUUGCUGUACAAUCAUGUUACCAGAAGAGGCAGUAUGCAGAUAUCAUAUCUCCGACGCAGCUGAUAAGCUUAACGCAUCUGAAAUUUGGUGCCGUGAAUUUUGAUGAAAGAACAAAACUUUUGUAUAUUGUUAGUGUACUCAAAAGUGCUUCUAACCUGGUGGAACUUAUUAUAGAGAGCAAUUACCAUAAUGGUGAACCAGAGCCAGACCAACCAGAGGAGUUACAAUGCAAUAGUUGUUGCCUUAGCCAACUUCAGACGGCAAAUAUCAAAGUUGGAAGCACCUUUAAACAUGCAUUGAGUUUGAUACGGUUCAUACUUGCAAAUGCCUCAUCAUUAAAGACUCUUACUUUUAGUGUUGAUUUUGAUUAUAAGAAAGUAGAUGCACCUCUGAUGUUUCGCAUUUCACAAGACUUGUUAUGGAUGAAACGAGCAUCACAAAGAGCACGCGUUGAAUUCCUUUACUCAUAGAAAUUCCUUUCCUUUGCUCACAGUUCUUCAUUAUGUCUUUGUUUUAUUUUACUUUCUAGGAUCAGAUUAAUGUUUUGGAUUUAAGGUCUCCAGUCCGUUUGGUAAAUUAUGGAUUUAAGCUCUCGAGACCGUCUCUCGAAUUAUGGAUUUAAGCCCCAAGUACGUUUGUUAAAUUAAUGUCUUGGUAGACAAUUAUGGUUUAUUAAACCUAUAUAUGUAUAUGUAUUAAAUAUAUUAGAUAGUGUUAAUUGUGAAGUAACAAUUUUUUUCAUA
This is a messenger RNA of Cicer arietinum (chickpea), 1601 nucleotides long. RefSeq names its product F-box/FBD/LRR-repeat protein At1g13570-like. The record is from RefSeq and is a predicted model, not a curated record. Lineage: Eukaryota; Viridiplantae; Streptophyta; Magnoliopsida; Fabales; Fabaceae. Gene Ontology annotation, molecular function: protein binding.